UCUGAAGACUUCUGGAGAAGUGACCAGCGGCCGAGGGGACAAGGGAUGGACCCAGAAGAUUACGAGAAUGUCAGUUUGGGGAAAAUAUCGCCUUGGCCAUUGGGACAAUUUCUUAGGGUAGAGUCACGUCAAACUGCCAAGAUUCCACACAUUGUCCAUGCUGCUCUGAUCCUUCUGACUCUGGCCCUGGUCGCCUCUCUCGUUGCUGUAACCAUCCUGUAUUUCCAGGGAGAAACACAUCAUAGGAGAGGGGAGGAAGCAGGAAGACAAAGUUGCUUGGCCAACAUCAGUACCUUGAAUUUGGAAAUCCAGGAGCUCAAAGGUCGUUUGGAGAAUAUGACGGAGCUGGCUUUGGAGGUGAAGACGUUAAGAAACCAGCUGCGACGUGCCACUAUGACUACCCUGGGUCCGGAAAAUUUCAAAGUCUAUUUGGAGGGGACCCCUGUGGUUAGGAUGGACCCCGUUAGAGGGGGUGACCAUCCGAAGGAUGCCCUUGCCUUUAGCAAGGCCACCGAGCUACAAGAUGGUCUUUCGGGGGAUACAUUUAGCCAAGCCCCAGAUACGGUGCCAGCUCAUGUAAAGAAUACCACAACACUGGCUGGGGUCGCUGAUGCAUCGAAAAGCUAUAUGGAGGCCAUCCCGGCUACUAAGAAGGACCCAAAGGAGCCACAAGACCAUUUGCAAAACAUCACUUCUAGCGAAGACCCUGUUACAUUAAAGCGAGAUUUGAAGACCAUCAGUGUCUCCUAUAGAGCAAUGAGUGCCGAAUAUAAUGCCAUCCUAAACAUGUUCCUUGGAGGCUGGAGGCUGUAUGGAGGGAAUCUCUAUUAUUUUUCACAAGACAAAAAGUCCUGGGAUGAGGCGGAGCGUUUUUGCAAGUCAUGGAAUUCCCACCUGACAUCCGUGAUGUCCGAGAAAGAGCAGGACUACCUUUCCAAAAAGAGCAAAGGUUCUCCUCACUGGAUAGGACUGAGAGAAAGACGGACGGAACAUCAGUGGAGUUGGUCGGAUGGGACGCCGUUCCAAGAGGCAGAGAGCAAAUGGUUUUGGGAAGAAGGUCAACCAGACAACUGGAGGCAAGAAGAGGAAUGUGUCGCGAUGCGGACAAAAGAGCGAAGCUCGUGGAAUGAUGGAAACUGUCAAAAUCGGCUGCAUUGGAUCUGUAAGAAAGUGCCUAGGCAGUUCGGGUUGAGCAGGUAGGAGGAUGACGGGACCGUAUCUCUGACCGUCGUUCAACUCCGAGGGAGGACCAUCCACAACUGGACUAGAGAGCAAACUGGACACCUCAGUUCCCUUCUACCCUUCAAGAAGGUGAUGUCUCUUGCCAUUCCCAGCAGUCAACACUCCUCCUAUUCAGAGUCCAGCCCCUAUCUUGAGGCCAAUAAUUCAAAUAGAAAUCCAUCUGUCAACUUUCAAACUCCCUCUAGACUGUAAACUUGAUAUAGACAUAGAGUGUGUCUGCUAAUUCUGGUGUAGCGUGCUUUCCGAAGAGCUUAGUGUGGUGUUCCGCACAUAGUAAACGCUCAAUAAAUACCAUUGAUUGAAGCUGCAUGGGGGAGCCGGAUGGGGAGGGAACUAGAACUGGUCAGGUCAGUGGUGUCAGCCUAAAGGUGUCCAGGAGCCAUGGACAAAGAUAACGAGCCAUAAGGGGCAAGUGGGCCCGUGAGCAGAUGCAGAAGAGUCACACCAGGGAGGUCAGGGAGAAAAACAUGGAUCCUGAGUGGGGGCAGCUGAUGAUUUCAUGAACCUAGCUUUUUUCUUUUUUAAUGGUAUUUAUUAAGUGCUUACUAUGUGCCAGGCAUUGUACUAAGCACUGGG
Messenger RNA from Ornithorhynchus anatinus (platypus), 1818 nucleotides. Its product is annotated as C-type lectin domain family 4 member K-like. Gene Ontology annotation, molecular function: signaling receptor activity. The transcript has 6 exons. The coding region runs from base 46 to 1200 and encodes 384 amino acids. Lineage: Eukaryota; Metazoa; Chordata; Mammalia; Monotremata; Ornithorhynchidae. The record is from RefSeq and is a predicted model, not a curated record.